Molecule: messenger RNA, 1194 nt
Organism: Doryrhamphus excisus (bluestripe pipefish)
Lineage: Eukaryota; Metazoa; Chordata; Actinopteri; Syngnathiformes; Syngnathidae
Source: RefSeq, a predicted model, not a curated record
AUGGAUGUGGACAUUCCCAGAAACGACACCAACGCUCCGGCGGAGACCGACAUCGAUUUGGGGUUUCUCUUAUUCAACUGCAUGGUUUUGACUCUGACUCUGGUCUUGGGUUUACCCGGGAACGUGUGGGUGUGUUGGGUCGUGUUCCGAACCAAGAGUCUCCAGACCAGCAGCAAUGCGCUUCUGGUCAGCUUGGCCGCCAGCGACCUCCUCAAGUGUUCCGUUGACACGCCGCUGUUGCUCGCGUCCUUCCUGCGCUCCGGAGAUGGCGUCCAGGUGCCGGUGGCGGUAUGCGCACUGCAGCAGCUAACCUGGGCGUUGUGUUGCUGCGUGCAGCUUCUGACGCUGGUCAGCAUCAGCGUGGAACGCUACCAAGCUAUCGCGUUCCCUUUUCAAACAGAACGCAGGAAAGCGAGGGUUCGAUUCUGGAUCAUGUCCAUCUGGGCGUGCGGAAUCAUCCUGGCUGGAGUCUCGUUGACUAUCUCCAAACAACCACUUUUCUACGCACUGUGCCAGCCGCUCAUCAUUCACGCCGAUGGUUAUCCGUGUUAUUCCGAUCCGUUUGUUCCGUACGUGUUGGCCCCUCUGUGGGGACUCUCCCUCGCCGUUAUCGUUAUCCAUUACGGAAGAAUCAUCAAAAUAGUCAGGCAGCACCGGAAAAAAUUAUUCAGUCGUGGAAUCCGAGUGAUGCCAACAGUGUCGGAUCACGUCUGGACCUGGUUGAGUGACCCCGCUUCCGGACCACGCUCAAUUCCGUCCAACUCCUCUAAACCGAUGGUCGCAAGCCGCUUAACGCACCAAGUCGCCGGCGAGCCCUGUUCGGGAACGUCCACCGCACGAGCACGGGGGACGCCUCCGGAUAUCGUCGGAGCGGUGUGCCUUCUGACACCCGGAGUCAGGGAACGUGGGAAGAAACAAGUGGAGGGAAAACUAGCCAAACGUUCCGGGUAUAUUAUAAUCGCUUUUACGCUUUUUUGGCUUCCCAUGGUGGCUAUUUUACUAUUCAGCAACCUCAUCACAUGGCCGGAUACCGAUAAAUUGCUGUUGAAGCUGGAGACGUCCGCCAUGGUGUUGACGUGUGUUCAAGCUGCAGUCGAUCCGCUCGUCUACACGCUAGUCACCAGACAGUUCCGCUACGAACUCAGCAAGAUGUUUGUGUCUUUUCCAAAGUGUCCACUCAAACUGGGAUCCUGA